Messenger RNA from Bicyclus anynana (squinting bush brown), 2956 nucleotides. RefSeq names its product 23 kDa integral membrane protein-like. The transcript has 5 exons. Gene Ontology annotation, cellular component: membrane. Bases 140 to 973 code for a protein of 277 amino acids. Lineage: Eukaryota; Metazoa; Arthropoda; Insecta; Lepidoptera; Nymphalidae. The record is from RefSeq and is a predicted model, not a curated record.
GAAGUUUCUGAAGGACAAUUUAGCAGGCGGCUUACUGUAGUUCUGGCGAAUACAACGUAAUAGAAAAUUAUAAAUUAAUGGUUGUGGGAGAUAAUAAGUGAUUUUUGCCCUAUUUUAAUAUUUAGUUUAGUUUUAAAUUAUGGGCUUGCAGUGUGGAGAUCAAUGUAUAAAAUAUGUGCUUUUCAUUUUCAACUUGCUGAUCGUGAUGAUCAGUGUGGUGUUAUUAGUCGUAGCCGCAGCAUCGUUUUUCCAAUGGUCCAUAAUCACGUACCAACUGGGGCCAUUUUUAGUGAUCUUUCCUCCAUCUGUACAGAAAUGGAUCCCGUGGGUUGUCCUCGUGAUCGGCGGAUGCAUGUUCAUGAUCUCGUUCCUGGGCUGUUGCGGAGCUAUCGCUGAGAACCACUGUAUGGUUCUAAUGUACUCGGUGAUUUUAAUUGUGUGCGUAAUCUUGGAGGUGACAGUGGGAGUAGUGGCUUACACGCAGAGGCAUAUCGUAUACGAUAAAGUAGACGAAUACUCUUCGAUGAUUGGAAGUUAUAUGAAUAACAUCCCUAACCACGAUAGCAUUGCCACCUUGGCUAAAUAUGGACAUAUAUUCGAAAACAAUCGCACGUACACACCACAAGCUGAGGAGCUAUUGAGAAAACUCUCUCUCGAACGAUUGGAACCCAGCCAGUUGCAUAUGGUGAAUCUGUUGGAAAAGUUGCAGACUGAGUUCCAAUGCUGCGGUGUUCACGGCGCUGAAGAUUAUGUUGGUAGAAGUGUAAUAAAAAACUUGCCCAACAGUUGUUGCUCUGUUGACACUGAAAUAUGUCGCCAAGAGAACUCAAAUAUGGGCUGCUGGACCAAAAUCGAGGAGUCUAAAGGCACUUUCAUAGGCAUUGGGAUUGGCUUCGUUUGCAUAGAGAUCACCACCGCUAUACUUGGACUAUUUCUUGUCAACUCUAUAAAAAACAUAAAGAAUAAUUAUUAAAGAAAACAGUUAGUGCUUAUAGCGAUUCAACUAGAAAUUUUAAGUAUAAAAAUAAAAUUAAAAGGUUUCAUUGCCAAUAUUUUUACUAUUUUUAACCCCCGACGUUAAAAGAGGGUUGUUAUAAGUUUGACGUGUCUGUCUGUCUUCUGUUUGAACACCAUAGCUCCCGAACGGAUAAAGCGAUUUAAAUUUAGUUUUUUUUUUAUGAAAAGUGGCCUAAGUUCGUUUUUUUUUUUUUUUUUUAUGUAUGUCCAGCGAUAAUUCCGUCAAUUAUGGACCGAUUUUGAAAAUUCUUUUUUUGUUUUGAAGGGAUUACUUCCAGGGUGGUCCCAUUUUUUUCAUGUCAGGAUCUGAUGAUGGCAUUCUGGAGAAAUUGAGGGGAACUUUCGAAAGUUGUAGAGACGGCUAGUGCGUUUGUUAGUGUUUUCAUAAGGUAUUUUAAGCCACUACAACUUUAUGAAGGUUUGGAGUUGGUCUGAUGAUGGAGCCGAAACACAGACGAUGGAACUCGUCAAGGAUUUACAGCAGUCACCUUUUGUUUGGGCUUGAUUAAUUUGUAUUGAUGAGUACUUUCCACCUAUAUGAGUUGUGACUGUAUUAAGGGUCUGGUGAUGAAGACGAGGGACAAUGAAGAGAACUCCUCGACGGUUCACAGUAGCUACCUUGUGUUUGGACUUGAUAAAUUUGUAUUGAUGAGAACUUUCCACCUAGAUGGAUUGUGACUGUAUUAAGGGUCUGAUGAUGAAGACGAGGGACAGUGAAGAGAACUCCUCGACGGUUCACAGUAGCUACCUUGUGUUUGGACUUGAUAAAUUUGUAUUGAUGAGAACUUUCUACCUAGAUGGAUUGUGACUGUAUUAAGGGUCUGGUGAUGAAGACGAGGGACAGUGAAGAGAACUCCUCGACGGUUCACAGUAGCUACCUUGUGUUUGGACUUGAUAAAUUUGUAUUGAUGAGAACUUUCCACCUAGAUGGAUUGUGACUGUAUUAAGGGUCUGAUGAUGAAGACGAGGGACAGUGAAGAGAACUCCUCGACGGUUCACAGUAGCUACCUUGUGUUUGGACUUGAUAAAUUUGUAUUGAUGAGAACUUUCCACCUAGAUGGAAUGUGACUGUAUUAAGGGUCUGGCGAUGAAGACGAAGCACAGUGAAGAGAGCUCCUCGGCGGCUCACAGUAGCUACCUUGUGCUUGGACUUGAUAAUUUUGUAUUGAUAAGAACUUUCCACUUAGAUAGGUUUUUUUUUUUUUUUUUUUUCCAUCCAGGAGGGGAAAUCCUCAUGGACACCCUAAAGGGUAGUGCCGGAUAGGUUGACUUAGAUAGGUUGUGACUGUACACACGCAGUAGGUAUGCUAACACUAAAAAUAAAAAAAUAAAAAUUUUAAUAAAAAAAAUUCAACCGACUUCCAACUUAAAAAAUAACUUUAACUAAAAAGAAAAAAAAAACAUCCUACCUAUGUGCUACCUUCUGAUCAGUUUGAAGGCGGUGCCAAGCCAGUGUCGUGUUUUAAUUAAAGCUGUUUCUGAAAGAACCACAUAAAUUUUGUAGUUUAAACGUGUUUAAUUAAAACAUCACUGGCUUGGCACCGCCUUCAAACUGAUCAGAAGGUAGCACAUAGGUAGGAUGUUAUUUUUUUCUUUUUAGUUAAAGUUAUUUUUUAAGUUGGAAGUCGGUUGAUUUUUUUUCAUUAAUUGACGUUAGAUUAGGGAGAUAAUUAUUAUAAUCCAUUUAUAUUUUGUUCUGUAUAAAAUAUUUAAUUACAACCAGUCGUCAUUUCUAAUUUAAUAAUUUUUAUUUAGAAAAUGUAGGUAAUUGUGAUUUGUGACUCUUUUUAUUAUUAUAAAUACCUAUCGUAUUUAAAGGUGCUAGUUUCUAUUGUAGAAGCAUACGAAACCGACACAACAGUCAGAAUGUUAAUUGCUUAAACGUUGGGUUAAACGUCUUCAAUUGUAGGAUACAGUAAUUAAAUGAUCUCGCUUGGAA